UCGGUGUAAACAAGUCAAGGCGGCUGCGAACCCGGGCCGGGGGGGACGGCGCCCACCAGGAGCGCCCCCCACUCCCAGGCCAGGCCACCCCGGCGGACUGGGCCCCCGCGCGCCCAGGCGAGGUGAGGCCCGCAUCAUCAGGGCUGCGCGUCGCCCCGCGCCCCCGCCCCGCCAGCGAGGACUGCCCCUUCCCCCGGCGCCCGCCCCCAACCCCCGUGCCCCAGGUGAGCCCCGGGGUCUCAGGUAAGGCUCCGCGAUGCAGGUAAGAUCCCUUCGGCGUAGAUAAGGCCUCAGCUCCCCCAGGUAAGAGCCCCUCCCCUCCUAGGUGACCCUGCACCUUCAGCGAGGCCUCCUGCCUCCUCCAGGUGAGGGACCCUCUCCCCAGAUGAACUCCCUGCACCUCAGGUGAAGCCCCAGGCGCAGUCCAGAUGAGGUCCUAAGGACCAACCAAUUCCUAACCCCCCCAUGCUCCUCCUAAACUGGGAACUGACAGUCCAUCCACUCUAAAACUCCUUCCUCCAGCUUCAGCUGCCAGGUCAGCAGGGGUGAAGCUGGAAGCAGGUGGGUGACUCACCCUGGGCUCCUCCUAGCCUCAGUUUCUCCACUGAUGCAACCUGAGGCCUCCUCACUGAGUCAAAACUGAAAUGACUCUAGUCCCUAGAGAGGCUGUUGGCUCUGGGGAAAGUAGAGAGCAGCCAAGUGUGACAGAGAGAGUCCCUAUCACUCUGGGAGUGCCUGCAUGUGUGUGGUCCAGGUCCUCACAGCCCACCUACUCCCUCCCUGGCAGGCACUGGGCUCCCUCUGCUCCCCGUGGGCCGCUCCCCGCGUGGGGCCACUGCCCCCGGCCCCCGCCAUGGUGCGGAUUUCAAAGCCCAAGACGUUUCAGGCCUACUUGGAUGAUUGUCACCGGAGGUAUAGCUGUGCCCACUGCCGCGCUCACCUGGCCAACCACGACGACCUCAUCUCCAAGUCCUUCCAGGGCAGUCAGGGGCGUGCCUACCUCUUCAACUCCGUGGUGAACGUGGGCUGCGGGCCAGCCGAGGAGCGGGUGCUGCUGACAGGCCUCCAUGCUGUCGCUGACAUCCACUGUGAGAACUGCAAGACCACUUUGGGCUGGAAAUAUGAACAGGCCUUUGAAAGCAGCCAGAAGUACAAAGAGGGGAAGUACAUCAUUGAACUCAACCACAUGAUCAAAGACAACGGCUGGGACUGACCCCUGCUCCUGGCGCAUGUGGCUCCAGCCCGGCCUGGCCGCCAGGGGGCGCCACUGGCCUCCCUCUGCCCGAAGGGAGCUCUGAACCUUCAGGGCCCCUGUGGAGGAAGGACCCAGCUCCUGUACAUAUAUUUUAUUGCAUGCACUGUGACCUUGGGGGGAGAUCAGAAGGGGGACGACACCCCCGCACCUCCCUGCGAUCUGGCUGGCUUGGAUCUCAUUUUUAACCCGUCCCUGUCCCGCCUGCCCUAUAGAUAAUGGCCUGUGUGCUGCUCUCUUGGCCCCAGUGCACCGUCUGCUCUGUGAACUUCUCCCACCAGGCCCCUCUUACCCCACGCGUGUCUGUUCCCCUUGUUCUGUAGCGUUUGUACAUAAUAAAACAAUGGAGUGGAGACA
Molecule: messenger RNA, 1609 nt
Organism: Propithecus coquereli (Coquerel's sifaka)
Lineage: Eukaryota; Metazoa; Chordata; Mammalia; Primates; Indriidae
Gene: YPEL3
Product: yippee-like 3 (Drosophila)
Exons: 4
Coding region: 740-1213 (157 amino acids)
Source: RefSeq, a predicted model, not a curated record